AUGAAUGCUAUUGUGACUAGAGGUGGUAGGGUUCUUAAGAGUGAAAUAUCUAAGAAGAGUGAUGCUAAUGAUAGUCCUAGCAAUGGUCAAAUUGAGAAUGAAGGAGAUGAGAAUACUUUAGUUGAGGAAGUCAAUAAGGAACAAGUUGAGAAUGUGAAAGAGAGAGAAAGAGAAUUUUACAAACCUAAGCUCCCUUACCCCCAAAAGUUUAAUAGGCACAAUCUAGACAAGCAAUUUGGGAAAUUUAUAGAGAUGCUUAGACAACUUCAUCUUACUCUUCCUUUUAUCGAUGUGAUAGAACAAAUUCAAAAUUAUUCAAUAUUCCUUAAGGAGAUUUUGAGUGGAAAAAGAACAUGUGAUGUGGCGAAAACAGUUAACUUGACCGAGAAUUGUAGAGCUAGUGUUAGCAUUAUGCCAUACUCGGUAUAUCAAAGACUAGAGAAGGCAGAACUUUUACCUACCACUAUUACCUUGCAAUUAGCCUAUAGAUCAAUUAGGAUCCCAAGAGGCAAGGUAGAGGAUGUUCCCUUAAGGGUAGGAAAGUUCAUCAUUCCUGUUGAUUUUGUGGUCCUUGACAUAGAUGAGGAUUCUACAAUUCCUAUUAUUCUUGGUAGACCAUUUCUUGCUACUUCAGUUGCUUUGAUUGUUGUCAAAAGUGCUAAGAUUUCACUUACAAUUGGAGAUGAGGGAGUUGAAUUUAAUUUGAAUGAAAGUAUGAAGUAUCCUUCUUCAUCUCUUGAGAAUUUCAUGAGAGUUAAAAUCUUAGAUAAUCUUAUAGGUGCUCCUAGCAAGGACAUGGCUUUGUAUGAGAUCUUGUUCGAUGGAAUCGUUGAGGGAAAUGAUGAACAAAUUUGCAUGAAAAUCUCAAGCCCGGAGGCUUUGCAAGCGGCUUCAAUCAAGGAAGGUAAAUGUAUUCCUAUGGUAGAUCUCAAACCUUUACCAUCAUAA
This is a messenger RNA of Chenopodium quinoa (quinoa), 948 nucleotides long. RefSeq lists its product as uncharacterized. NCBI's taxonomy places the organism in Eukaryota, Viridiplantae, Streptophyta, Magnoliopsida, Caryophyllales, Amaranthaceae. The coding region runs from base 1 to 948 and encodes 315 amino acids. The record is from RefSeq and is a predicted model, not a curated record. The transcript has 3 exons.